Molecule: messenger RNA, 1887 nt
Organism: Paramecium octaurelia
Lineage: Eukaryota; Ciliophora; Oligohymenophorea; Peniculida; Parameciidae
Source: the annotation of a GenBank genome assembly
AUGGAUGUAGAGGGAGGUGUCUUCCAAAUAAUAAAUGGCGAUUUAAGUAAUUUAAAACAUAUUCAAGACACAUCCAUUGAGUAACAGCAAGCCAAAAUUAGAGUUGAAGAAUUGCGGUAGAAAUUGGUAGAAAAAUACCCUCAAACAUUUAUUAAUGUUUCUGAGGACAUUAAUAAAGGGAGUUUUAAUAUGAAUUUUCCUUUGGAGACUCAUGGUGGAAUUAUUAAAUUUCUCUUUGAACUAAAAAUUGAAUUUUAAGAUUAAUAAUUUGACUUCAAUGUUUACUUUUUAGACAAUAAUGGAAGAAUGAUUGUGAAUUAAAAAGUAAUUCUAUACUUUAAAUUUUAGCUGCUAAGACUUUAGGUUUCCAGAUAUGCCUUGCGACUCAAUGGCAGUCUUCGCGUAGGAAGCUUUUUUUUGAAUCCAGUUUAUGGCGACCUGGGAUUGAAUUUGGCCUGUAUUAAUAAUAAAAAUAGUGAGUUUUUUGAUUUAUCUAAUCCAUAUUAUGAUGACUUAAUCAACUAUAUGGAUAGCUUAAUCGUUACUGCAGUACAUUCAAUCAGGUAUCACUAUUUAAGGAUUUUAUUCAUGAUCAACAAGAUUAACUUAAAGCAAUUUAAAUUAUACGAAUAAUAUUUCGAAAAGGUCAGGUACAACCACAAUAAUUCAAUUAAUUGGAGAAAAUUCCCAAAGGAGACUGAACAAUUGUUGUAGAGGCUUAAGACAGUCGUGAAAAAGUAACUAUGAUUUAAAUAUUUAAAAAGUCAGAUGCAUUUACAAUUUAAUUAAUAGGAGUAUUUAAAAUAUGGGCCAAUCAUCUCUAAAUCAUUGCAGGCAGAUAAUUCAUGUUUGAUUGAAAUUGUCCCAAAAAAUGACAGGGAAUUGGAAGUAGAUGAAAGGUUUCAGAUAAAUGAAGGAGGCUUUUGUAAUAUCUAUUCAAAAGAGAUCGUUUUUGCAAUCAAAAGGGCCGGUCAGAUUUAAUAGCAAAGCCAAAAAAGAACUCUCGUUAUUAAAUUGAAUAAGAGUUAGGGUGCCGAUAAAGUCAAAAACGAAGUUGAAAUUAUCAAAGUAUUAAGCAGGAAGGUCCAGAACGUAUAAGAUGAGCAAUAAGUUUUAGUAUUUAAUAUUUUGAAAUUAGCCUUCCUAUUCUCUAAAUUACUUUUAGUUUACAGGAUGUUGUCCAUAUAUUGCUUAGUUCUAUUUAGUAUGUGAAAGGCCCGAUCUUCUAUUGAUGGAAAGAUACUAUCACUCUUCAUUGGACUACUUUAAAUCCAAGAAAUAGGAAGUCUUAAGUUUGUCCACUAGAAUUUUCAUUGCUCACAAUAUCGCUAUGGGUUUGAGGUACAUUCACAAUUACAACAUCAUUCAUAUGGAUAUAAAGCCAGCAAACAUUUUGAUAUCAAAGACAUAUAUGGCAAAAAUAACGGAUUUUGGAGAGGCUAUCAAUACAUAGAAUAUCUCUGAUAGCGAAAAGCCAGGGAAGACAAUGCCAUUUUGUGCACCUGAAAUUUAACAAAAGUUAGAGAAUAAUUAGUUUACUCCUGCUUAUGACAUAUACUCAUUUGGUGUACUCUUUUUUGAACUUAUAUUUGAUCGAUACCCAACAGUAAGAUAUAUUAUAAUUUUCUAGGACUUCAGGAAAUAGAAUUUUAAAUACUUUGAGGAGAAAUUACAAAAGCAGAUUUAUUCUGUUAGAUAGAACGAAGAUGUUGAUAAAACGCUAGGGCCAUAAUAUAUAAUGAAAUACUUACUAAGAUUGGGUAUUCAAUGUAAAAAAAUCAUAUAAACAUAAUAGGUUUAUAGCCAGAUCCAAAGUUAAGGCCUAAUAUUGAUAAAAUUAUUUUAGUUUUGAAAGAUAGUCUCACAUUCUUAGACAAAGUUUAUUGA